Molecule: messenger RNA, 867 nt
Organism: Drepanopeziza brunnea f. sp. 'multigermtubi' MB_m1
Lineage: Eukaryota; Fungi; Ascomycota; Leotiomycetes; Helotiales; Drepanopezizaceae
Biological process (GO): mitotic DNA replication termination; site-specific DNA replication termination at RTS1 barrier
Cellular component (GO): nucleus
Source: RefSeq, a predicted model, not a curated record
AUGGGUAAUGAUGGAGGUUCCAUUCCUACUCGGCGCGAACUCGUCAAGAACGCGGCCCGCGCCCUCAAUACCACCGAAUUAAAAGCUACUCAGCAAGAAGCACAAACACACGCCUGGACUUGGUGCCCACUCUCCAACCGUCCUCUCAAUGUACCCAUAGUCUCGGACUGCGCCGGGAUACUCUACAACAAAGAUGCGAUCAUCGAACAGCUGCUACCCAAAGACCCAGAUACACCCGCCACGGUCAUCAAGGAGAAAGAAGAUGUCUUGCAAGGACGAGUGAAGGGCUUGAGAGACGUGGUUGAGAUCAAGUUCAAUGUGGCAAAGGAGAACAAGGAGGAUAAGUGGAUAUGCCCAGUAACAAGCAAGGAGUUGGGACCGAAUACCAAGUCUGUUUAUUUGGUGCCUUGUGGACAUGCCUUCUCGGAGGCAGCGAUCAAGGAAGUCAAGGGCGAUGUUUGCGUGGAGUGCAACGGAGCUUACAAGGAAAGCGACAUCAUCCCGAUCAUACCGCUCGCCAAAGAAGAUAUUGCCAAGUUAGAAGAGAGGAUGGUGAAGUUGAAGGAGGCGGGGUUGACGCAUACGCUGAAGAAGGCGCCGGGGAGCAAGAAGAGGAAGAAGGGAGAAGCAGCUGCGGACACCAAGGAGGUUUCUCACAAACCUGCCCCGUCGUCUGGGAUCAAGAAUUCAGCCACCGCUUCUCUGACUCAGAAAGUGCUCGACGAGCAAGAAGAACGGAACAAGAGGCGCAAGAUGGGGUUGAACGAAAACCUCAAAAGCCUGUUCUCCAAUACAGGAUACAGUGCCCAGACUCACAAAAGCGGCGAUUUUAUGACCAGAGGAUUCUCAAUACCCAAGAAAAACUAA